GAGUCACAUGGGCUAGGGUCUGUUUACAAACUAGUGGGAGCUAUCACACAAUCACAGAAGAAUGUAGAAUAUAGAAUACACGCACAAAAAUGAAAUCUCUCAGAAGGCAUUCUUUAUCACUGACUAGCUGAUGUGGCAACAGAAAUAAUAAAAGCUGAACUAUAACCUUAUUUCUGCUGUUCUCUGGAUGCAUUUUCUGAAUUUAGUUGCUGGAACGGGAAAAGAUUUUUAUGAACCUGGGAAGGUUGUCUGCCCUUUCAUUAUAAGGAAGCUUGCAGAUAAAGUGCAAAAUAUAAAAGAGAAAAUAACCACUUAUUUUCUGCGAGGAAGUGUAACUAUGGCUUAGCUCGUCAGCACAGUAAGCACUCCCUCAACAUGCCCACAUCUGGAUUUUAUGAUCUGCCAUUGAAUGCCUAUGUCAUCAUCCUAGGAACAGGCCUCCUAAUCUCGCUGCUCGGCAUGAUAUUCUGCUGCUACUUCUUCAGGAUGAGGCAGCAGGGCCAGCAAGACCAGUAUGGGUACACUGAGGUUGUUUUAAAACAUAAAGAAAAGAAGUCCAGCCUUCUAGGGCAAGUAUGUGCAGUAUGCCUAGAAGAAUUCAAAGCGAAGGACGAACUUGGAGUAUGUCCAUGCACCCAUGCAUUUCACAGAAAAUGCUUGGUAAAGUGGCUUGAAAUUCGCAGUGUUUGCCCAAUGUGUAAUAAAACCAUCUCCAAACUGGUACAGACACAUCCAGGGACACACCAGCAAGAAAAUGAGCAAAUCUGAGGCAGAAGGGACCAUUAAUUUAAUAAUCAGUUGUGUGGCAUCGCAAGAGACUCAGAAGUUUGGAAGUACAGCUUUCAUCAGGAUAUGAUAAAUCAGUGGAUUUUUUUUUAACUAUACAAAGUUAAUGAACAAAAACAAGAGAGGCUACAGAAUGAAAAACAAGAGAAGCCCGUUCAUGCUUCCUGUAUACAAUAAAGUAAAAAACAACCUUUUAGACAGUAAUAAGCAUUAGAAAAUAUUACUGUUGGAAAUCAUCCUAUUUGCUGGGGUAUGACCUGCAGAUGAAGGCAUAGUAGAACACUUUUCAAUGUCUUACAGUUUAUUGUCUUUGCUGUUUGUUUAAUUAAGUGAGCAGUACUUCAUAACAAUCAAGAUUCUGAGGAGUCCUCUGUUUGCUUGACAGUCAGUUUCAGAAUAACUCCCAACUGGCAAAAGCCCAAUAGCAUCAGAUAAGGCUAGUGUAGUGGGAUACUCCUGUUACUCUGAGUAUCGGUGACCACAGAAGUGUUAAAUUAAGAGACUGCAGGGAUAAAAACUAUUUGUCCCCAUGUGCACAUAAAAAACGAUUUGAAAUUACUGUGAAUGUCACUUCAAACAAAAAUUCAAACAAACAGCAUUCAUGCAGGUAUUCUGUGGGGAGUAAUGCAUUGUGGAUUACGUGAGCUUGACAAAUAAUUGGAAAAUUAUUGUAAAAGAUAAUGCCAAAACUUUAUUAACCUUUUUAUAAUUACAGAUCAAUAUUUGUUACAAAUCUUUUAAAUGACCAGCAGAUUCUGCAAAUAAAAUAAUGUGAAAAUA
Protopterus annectens (West African lungfish) is the source of this 1566-nucleotide messenger RNA. Its product is annotated as RING finger protein 122-like. The record is from RefSeq and is a predicted model, not a curated record. The transcript is spliced from 6 exons. NCBI's taxonomy places the organism in Eukaryota, Metazoa, Chordata, Ceratodontiformes, Protopteridae. The coding region runs from base 376 to 768 and encodes 130 amino acids.